AAACAAAACUAGUAGCCAAGGCAGACGUCCUCAGAGCUUAUCGCUGAAUCGUCUCUGGUCGGUUUGCCCGUGGUCUGGAGUUCAACUGGUGGCGCAUAGUAGUCAUCUUAUCUCCGGGCGAGCGAAAGAUAACGGCGCCGAUCCCACGGCCAUAAAUAGCCCCCAGCAUCCAUUAACUGAUUCUCAGUUGGGUAGUCGGUGCAGUGCGACCUGCAUGUGUUUCUAGGUCCUCGCUUCCGGAUUUGGAUUAAGGAUUACUCUCCGUUGGAAACCUUCAGCAUGUGCCUGCCAAAGAGAGUGGGUGGUCCGGCCAUCCAGAGUAUUGCCACGGCUUUAGGCAAUAUUAUUUGCUUCAACUUUGGCAUGAUGUUUGGCAUUACCCCUGCGCACAUGGCACUGUAUGAAUCGGAGGAAAGGACUCCCUUGAACGAGGCCACCGAUCCGGCGCGAACCGCCUGGCUAACAGGCUACCUGUUCCUCAGUGCUGCCAUUGGAGCUCUGGUUUCUGGUGUUUUAGCCCUGAAAAUUGGCCCCAAGUCGGUGCUCCUCUGCUCCGGACUGCUUCAAAUCUCCGGUUGGGCCUGCAUCCACUUCGGCUACGAUAUAGUGCACAUCUACGCCUCCCGACUUUUCGCGGGCGUGGCAUCCGGGGCCGCCUUCGUGGUCCUGCCGAUUUUCAUCAACGAGAUUGCGGAGACGCGGGAGAAGGCCGCCAGGCUGACCUUCACCAUCGAGCUGUGGCGCACACUGGGCAUCCUGGUGGGCUUUGUCCUGGGCUUCUACCUGCCCUACGACCUGGUCAACAUUGUGGGAUGCGCGGUGUCCUUCGUCUUCACGAUGACCUUCCCCUUCGUGCAGGAGAGCCCGCACUUCUUCUUACGCAGGAGGAACAUGGCCAGCUUGGAGAAGUCCCUGCGUUGGUACCGCGGCAUCCGGGACAUCGACGACCGCGAGAAGCCCGAGUACCUCAGCGAACUGGCCGAGUUCCAGGCGGAGCUGAAGAGCCAGGACAAGAACGUGGGCUCCACGCCCAUGUCCCAUGGCUACAUCAUCCGGCUGACCUUCGUCAGCUUCCUACUGACAGUCUGCGCCAAGUUGAGCGGUGUUUUCGUGGAGCUCAACUACGCCGCGGACUUCCUCGGUCGCACCGGCUACUCCAUCGAAAUCAACUAUGUCGUCUUAGCCACGGCCCAGUGCAUCGGAGCUCUCUUUGCCCGCCUCAUCGGUCCCCACAUUCCCCGCAAGCUGCUGCUCUGCCUCUCCUCGCUGCUUGCGGCAGUGGCGGUAAUUGUAUUGGCCCUGUUCAAGGUUUACGGGCAGCUUUGGCUCCUGGGAAGCUGGGCAGAUCAGUAUCUGCCCAUUGUGCUGCUGGCCUUUCAACUCGCCUUUGUCAGCUUCGGUCUUUAUCCUCUGGCUGCCGUCGUCAGCAGCGAGGUCCUGCCAACUAAGCUGCACGAUUUGCUGUACUCGCUGGCUUCUGCCGUUGCCUGGUUGCUGCUCUUCGGAAUGAUUGAGGCAUUCAAUGCGGUAAAGGCCUCCAUUGCCCCCGGACUGGUCCUCUACCUGUGGGUAUUUGCCGGGGCCUCCAUAUUCGUGGGCCUGAUUUCGCUGCCCCUUCUGCCGGAAACGCGCAACCGCCGCCCCUCGGCGGUGCAACGCGAACUGGGGUACGUGGACGACGGCGGAGUGGCCAAGGGAUCGGCGGCCACCAACGGCCACAUUUCCACCCACAUCUGAGAUGCUCGAGUGCUCACUCCCCGUAGACUUACCAUCGAUAUUAGUACGAAUUUAGUUUUAAUGCAGCUUAAAAAGAAUAUAAUCACUUAAACGAUAAA
Drosophila ficusphila is the source of this 1835-nucleotide messenger RNA. Its product is annotated as facilitated trehalose transporter Tret1. Gene Ontology annotation, cellular component: membrane. Gene Ontology annotation, biological process: transmembrane transport. The record is from RefSeq and is a predicted model, not a curated record. Bases 280 to 1737 code for a protein of 485 amino acids. Gene Ontology annotation, molecular function: transmembrane transporter activity. NCBI's taxonomy places the organism in Eukaryota, Metazoa, Arthropoda, Insecta, Diptera, Drosophilidae. The transcript is spliced from 7 exons.